UUCCGCUGUCUCUCAGCUCUGCGAAAUGGCGGCGUGCCGGGGGCGGCGGCUGCUAUGGCCCGGCCGCCGCUGGUUCUCGCAGGCGGAGUCUACGGUCGCCCCGCAGCCCCCUGACUCGCUCUACCCGCCGAUAGUGGCUUCCGCCACGGCGCAGAGCAAAGCGGCGAGGCGGCGGCGCCUGGAGCAUUUCCACCAGCGGGUGCACGCCGCGGCCACGAUCGAAGAGAAGCUGCGGCUCUACGGGCUGCUGCAGCGGCCCAAGUACAUGGUUUACCCGCAGACCUUCGCUCUUAAUGCCGACCGCUGGUACCGGAGUUUCACCAAGACCGUCUUCCUGCCGGGGCUGCCCCCGAGAGCGGCCUCAGCAGCCGCGAGCGCCCCGGGAGCCGCGGCGCCGGAGGCCACCAAGGCCCCGGAGGGCGCGGUAGGAGCGGGACGCGAAUCCCCUCAAGCCCUGACGCUGGGAGCGGGGGCACCAGGGGCUGCCCAAACCCCCAAGCCCGGGGCGGGAGCGGCGACGUACGUGGAUAUGAGCGAGCUCCGCUCUCUCGCCUGCGAUGCCCUCUUGCAGGAGAGCUUCUACCAGAAUAAGAAGCGGCCGUUUCUCUACCGCGAUCAGGAUCACACGCCCGGGCCGUUCCUUACGCAGCUCGUCUCCUCCCUCGCCGCUGCCCUGUGCGGUCACAACCCGCUGCUGGCAGCCUCCUCCCUUGAUCUGAAACCUGAAGUUAACUACUAUUGGCAUCAUGGUGAGGAAGUUGUUGUUCAUGGACAUCGAAAGGGUAGAGUUGAUCCUGUCCGAUUUCAGAUAGAUGAUAAGCCACACCUCCAGAUCCGUGUACCAAAGCAACUUCCAGAGAUUGUACCACUGGAAUCAGAUCUAGGAGAUGUUCCUGUUAUUGAUCACAAGCCAUCAAAACUACCAUUAUUCAAAAAACAGUACGAAAACAAGGUAUUUAUAGGAUCAAAGGUAGCAGAUCCAUGCUGUUAUGGACACACCCAGUUUCAUCUUAUUCCUGAUAAACUAAAACGGGAGAGAUUUAUAAGAGCAAAUCUUGAAGAUCAGAUUGAAGUUGUUUAUCGAGCUAAUGGUAUAGCAAGUCUCUUUGCCUGGACAGCAGCACAAGCAAUGUAUCAAGGAUUCUGGAAUGAAGCAGAUGUGACCCGUCCUUUUGUAUCCCAAGCAGUAGUGACUGAUGGAAAAUACUUCGCUUUCUUUUGUUACCAGCUAAAUACUUUAGCAUUAACUGUAGAAACUAUUCAAAAUAACCCUCGGAAGAAUAUCUGUUGGGGUACAGACAGUAAGCCACUGUAUGAUGUUGUGGAAGGUGGUAGUGUAAAAGGCUUUAAUGAUGAAGUUCUCUUUCUUUUGGUUCGUUUUCUGUUGAACAGACCUAAAGAGUUGUAAAUCAUUUAAGCAAUACAGUAUUUCUGUUUAUGUAACUGAAUUUCAUUGUAACUAUGAAGCAUGAGCUAGAAUAUGCCUUUUUAGUCAAGUAUUUGUCUAGCAAACACUAUAUUCAUAUUUUAUGGUAUUUGGGCCUCUUUUCUGUAUUUUAUAUGCAUGAUAUUGUAUAAUGAAAAAUAAAUGUCUAAAAUACCUCUGUGCAUUGUA
Messenger RNA from Calypte anna (Anna's hummingbird), 1615 nucleotides. It is a transcript of the gene MRPS30, whose product is annotated as mitochondrial ribosomal protein S30. The record is from RefSeq and is a predicted model, not a curated record. Lineage: Eukaryota; Metazoa; Chordata; Aves; Apodiformes; Trochilidae. Gene Ontology annotation, molecular function: structural constituent of ribosome. The coding region runs from base 26 to 1408 and encodes 460 amino acids. Gene Ontology annotation, biological process: translation. Gene Ontology annotation, cellular component: mitochondrion; ribosome; mitochondrial large ribosomal subunit. The transcript is spliced from 5 exons.